UCGAUUACUAAUUUGAUUCAUCUGUUCCAACCGGUUUCAGUGAGAAUCGAGUACCCCUCUUACGAAAACCGAAAAAUAAAUGACCUUCUCUGCAAACGAGUUAUUUUCGAAGGAUUGUUAAAUUUUCAAGAAAAAUAUGAUUGGUCAGCUAAGCAGGGCCCAGCGAAAUCUUCUGAUUUCUGGGGGGCUGAUGGCUGGCUGGGUGGCCGGUACCUUGGUGCCCAACACUGCCGGGGUCAAGUGGUUACGUGACCUUGUAGCUGCAAACAUUGGCCUCUUCAAGGAGAUCAGACUAGAGCCCAGAACACACGAGCUUCUACAAGAGGUGAUUGCCGACAUCAACGCAUCCAGGAGUACCCCAGUGCAGUCUGACAAGCUGGACUUCCGUCUUACUAACAGACUGUACCCAAACUACAACUUCAAAGGCUGCUCUAAGCUGACAGGGGCAAUCAUAGACCUACCAAUCGGGAUGCGUCAGAAUGCUCGUGAUGUGUUCUACAUACACUGCAUGCUCGAGAUCAAAGAUCAUCUCAUUCACACCAGUCUUCUAGAACGGGACGAAAAGAAGUUCCUACUUGCCGAAGCAAUCCUUUACACUGAAGACAAUUACAUACUUUUCCGAUGUUUAUUCGGAGCCUUACUUGUAGCAACAGUUUCUGGUAUUGUUCACUAUAUCGGGGCAUUUGCUGCUAAACAGUUAGCAAUGUUUUCCGAUGUUGGACCCCUCAUAUUUUCCCCAGACGCUAUAAGAGCUGGAUUGUUCAGGAAAGAACGGUGGAGCAUUCAUAUGUUACGAGCUGUCCAUUAUCUGUCUGUGAUGAGUGUUGUUUGUACUGGCGUGUGUGUUUAUUGGCUCGGUAGAGGAAUGUACGCAACACGCCAGGAAGAAAAAGUUGUGGAGCAGGUGACGCGGUUAGGACCCGCUUAUGUGAAAGGUGGUGCGGACUAUUAUAACAAGCGUAUACUCACGAAUAAGAUACGGCGGGAGGUACUCAAUGAAAUGUUGCUGUUUGAUCGGGACGGGAACUAUUCCCCUGAGAGAUUAGGAAAUAGAUACUUUCCAAAGACUUUGCCUUUGACUGUCAAGUGGCAAAUGUAUUUGGACAAACUCAAACAAUUAAAUGCAGCUGAAGCAAAAACAUGGUCUUGAGAAACACUUUUGGAAAAAAAAUUGGUGUUAAACUGAGAAAGCAUGUUAUGUAAUAAAUGGUUUGCACAUGAGUAAAUGCAUUCUUAAGUACAAUAAUUGCAUAAUAAAUAAAGUGUUAUUUCAAGACUAAA
Messenger RNA from Dreissena polymorpha, 1281 nucleotides. RefSeq lists its product as uncharacterized. The record is from RefSeq and is a predicted model, not a curated record. NCBI's taxonomy places the organism in Eukaryota, Metazoa, Mollusca, Bivalvia, Myida, Dreissenidae. The transcript is spliced from 4 exons. Bases 137 to 1150 code for a protein of 337 amino acids.